Gorilla gorilla gorilla (western lowland gorilla) is the source of this 3454-nucleotide messenger RNA. Its product is annotated as rho GTPase-activating protein 27-like. Bases 2083 to 2853 code for a protein of 256 amino acids. The record is from RefSeq and is a predicted model, not a curated record. Lineage: Eukaryota; Metazoa; Chordata; Mammalia; Primates; Hominidae. The transcript is spliced from 2 exons.
GGCAGGUGGCUGGUCCGCACCUGGGAGCUCCGCGCGCCUGCUCCCCUUAGUUCCGCGCUGGGGCAGGAUCUGCGCGGGCCGCAUCCCACGCGAAGGAGAAGGUAGGCGAAGGGCUGCCCUCCAUUGGGCGGGAGGGCAGCAGGGAGGCCCCCAACGCCCACCCAGGCGUUGACGCCGCUGUAUCUUGCGUCGCCUGGGCGGUGGAAGCAGGAGACCUCCUGGCGACUGGUGCGUUCCCGCGCUCCAGGGAUCCUCCCGGCACCCCGCCCACCCCACCAAUCUCUCUCCUUCUCUUUGUGCCCCCAGGUCGGGGAAAGAGCCGUGGCCGGGUCCCCUUCUUAUCCAGCCCGAGACACCGCGCCCGGUGGGCGUCCCUGCGCUGGGAAUCCCGCUCGGAGUUUUUCCAAGCCCGGCCGGGCUGUGCGGGGAAAGGCCCUGGUGAGGGAGGUGGGCCCGGAGCUGGCGGUCUGCAGUCCGGUUGUAAGUGCUCGCAGUGGGGGAUUCAGGGUGCAAAUGAUCUCCCCGCGAGCGGGAACGCCCGGACAAGACAACCAGCCCCAGCCCAGCAUUCCCAGAGCCGCGUGCGGGAGGGACGCAGGGACUCCGGGACAGCAAAUCCCCAGCUCCGGUUCCGUGCAGCCUCUCCGGCCUCUCGCCUGGAAGCCCCGCCCAGGGCGAUGGUCGGGGCCUAACCUGCCGGCUCCGCCCACCCGGCCCUUGGGCUCCCUGAGGCCCGCCCAGCCGACGUGAGUGCGCUGCGGGGUCCAUGGGGAAGGGGCGCCGGGGCGGUGUCCUCCUUGGGGUUUGUUGGUCCAGCUCUGGGCAGCUCGAUGACCCCGCCUCCGGGACCCAGUGUGCUUAGUGACUCAGUUUACACUUUUUCCUAGUCGAGGAACGCUUGAGAAAGUGGCGAAGGAGCCCUACGGGGGGCCUGGUUGGACCCUGCUCCUUCAGUCCCUCAGCCUCGGCAAGCGGCGGUCUCCUGGCCCCUGGUCCGGGUCACCUUAGGAGGCAGGAGGAGAUGUGGUCAGUGUGGGAGCUUGGAGGGGCCAUGCACUUCCGGAGAAGAACACCGACUCGUGGCUUUGGUGGAGGGGUGCAGGCAGAUUUAGUUAGGCUAUCCCCCAUCCCUGACACACUGGAGCCGGGGCGGGAGCGGGGCUUGUGACCACUCCGGAGAGCUUUGGGAGCCCCUGCUCUGGGACUCCACACGGAUAGUCACUGUCUCAGAGUGCAUUCUCCAGGGGCCACUCUCGUGGAGGAACCCGGGGGGUCCCAGGGCAGGUGGGCAGCCUUUUUCGGGGUGGGGGUGCGGUGUGAGAGCCGGAGAGCAGGGGGCGGGGCGGGCCCGGCUGGGGCUCACGUCUGCGUUGAAGCCGCUGGGGAAGGAGAGAGAAACCAAGAGAACCGGUUCCCCCGCCUUGACAGCGGAGGCCCUCACACCAAGGCCCUUGGACUAAACCGGGCAGGGACAGCCCGCAGGUAAAGCUAUUCUCCGGGGCGUCUGCAGAGCCCGCAUCCCAACCCUGACCGAGGGGCCGGGGCGCAGGCUCCUGGAGGGAGGCGGUGCUACGGGACUCUGCGGAUUCUCUGCGGGCGGGAGGCGUCCAGGCGGGACAGGGCCCGGGGAGCGGCUGGCAAUGGGCUGCUCUUCCCACUUGACUGAUGGAAAACUAAGGCUCAGUCAACUGAGUAAGCGUGGUGUCGACCUCAGAGCAGGUAAUCACCCCUCGUUUUAAAGCCAAGGUUUCCCUCGCAGUCGAUUUGGACCAAGACUACCCACAAUCUCCCCACCGCAGGACUGAAGCGAGGCUCAAAUCUUAGAAUCAACCCCACGGAAUGAAGGGGUUGUCCUAAUUCCAGCACUGAGUGUAAGAAUGGAAGCCUUACACGUGAUUUUAUUCAAGUCCCCAUUUUAGAAAUGGGAAAACUCAGGCCCGAAGGCGAACGGCGAAUGCAGCAUCGGGACUCGAACCCAAGUCUGUCCCCGAGUGCGGGGCUAUUCCAGGCUUGGUGGUCUUGACCUCCACGGCCCUCCUCCUUGUUGCCUGCAGAAAAACGCCGCGGCCACGAUGGCGGCGUAUGUGGAGGGGGAUGUGUACCUGCUGGUGGAGCACCCCUUCGAGUAUUCCCGCAAGGACUGGCGCCGCGUGGCCAUCUGGCCCAAUGAGCUCUACUGGCUGCUGCGGCGCAGCACGGAGCACUGGUGGCACGUGCGGCGCGAGCCCGGCGGCCACCCCUUCUACCUGCCCGCGCAGUACGUGCGCGAGCUGCCUGCGCUGGGCAAAUGACCUCCCGCGAACAGGAACGCCUGGACGAGACAACCUGCCACUGCCGCGCCGCCAGGUCCCCCCCACAGUCCCCUCGGUCCCCGAGCCGCUCACCUGCGACUACCGGCUUGUGAGCGCGGCGGCGGCAGCGGGCCCCGACGGCGCCCCCGCGGAGCCCCGAGGCCGCGCCAGCUCCCUGUGCGGCCCUUCGCAACGCGGCGCCGCGACCCAGCGCAGCAGCCUGGCGCCCGGCCUGCCCGCCUGCUUGUACUUGCGGCCUGCGCAGUCCCUGGACUACCUGGCGCGCACCGCCGUCUCGCCUCCCGCCGGCCACCUCGGAAGCAGCGGCAGCUUCAAGGCCUGCAGUGUGGCGGGUUCCUGGAUGUGCCCGCGGCCCCUGGCGCGCAGCGACUCAGAGACCGUCUACGAGGCCAUCCAGGAUGUGCACGGCCCGCCGCGGGAGGAGAGCGGGGAACAGGGGUGGCGCGCUGGGGACCGCGCCCGCACGGAGCCGGGGCGCGAGGAGACCUGCUCGGCUCAGCGUCGGGCACGAUGCCCACCUCUGUCUGAAGACUUGGAAUGAGCUCCCUCUCCCCAGCCGCGAAACGGGAGCGGUGCAGGCCCCCAGUCCCUCAUCUGCGAUUCCCAGGCUCCAAAGCUGCCUGGAAGCCCAGAAGUUUUUCGUAAUCCAAUUGGUGGCAAAAUUGCGCUUGAACUGAUGUGAGGCUGUUGAUGGUCUUUAUUUGUCAAACUUGUGUGAAUAUUCAUGUUUUGCUGCAGAAAUGCAAAUGAGCUCGAUGGCCGGCUGCUGCCCCAAGCCCUGCUGGGAGGUUAUGUAACCUACAGCAGGUGUGUGCCCCAUAGUCUCUUUCCAAGUCCCAGCUGUUCUGUAUUCCGAAGCGCAUCUGGGCACGGAACGGGGGAUUGCGGGCUUGCCGCCGGCUCAACAGCCUUGCCAGUCUCCCAGGAGCCUGGGGUCAGAUGAGAGGGUGGAUGUGAAAGUCAGGCGUCUGUUUCCCUUUGAGGGUGCUUCCAACAUUUCAGAUGGGUUUGUUUGGGUGCUUCCAACAUUGAUGGGUUUGUUUCAGAAAGGCGUCUGGUUAUGGUGAGGUUGUUUUUUUCCCCUCUUCAGAACCCGGUUGUGUCAAUCAGGGAAAUCGAAAAUAAAGCACGUUUUAAAAACA